This is a messenger RNA of Hipposideros armiger (great roundleaf bat), 879 nucleotides long. Its product is annotated as protein FAM151A-like. The transcript has a single exon. NCBI's taxonomy places the organism in Eukaryota, Metazoa, Chordata, Mammalia, Chiroptera, Hipposideridae. The record is from RefSeq and is a predicted model, not a curated record.
AUGGACAAAGGGGAGAACCAGGACCAGAGAAGGGAAGACACUUGCUACAGGUCUCCAGAAAAACAAGCCUUCCUUCUAGGCUGUGAGCAGGAUGCAGCCUGCCAUCCGGAUGCCAACAUGCUGGACUACUUGCUGAGCCCGGGCAAGAUCAGCCAAUGGGACGGCCCGCUAGUCACCUGGUACCACGCUGCCAACAGCCAGAAAGAGAUGAGGGCUGCACUGAACAGCGGCGCCAUGGUCCUAGAGGUGGGUGUCACCGUAGAAGGGCUCAACGCAGCCACUGAGACAGGGGUCCCCAUCAUGGCACAUCCCCCGGCCAUCUAUAGCGACAACACCCUGCAGCAGUGGCUGGAGGCCAUGUUGGCCUCUUCCCAGAAGGGUAUCAAGCUGGACUUCAAGAGCCUCAAGGCCUUGGGGCCCUCCCUGGAUCUCCUGCAGCAGCAGACAAAGGACGGGAAAGUCCCGAGGCCUGUGUGGAUCAAUGCUGACAUUCUGAGGGGCCCCAAAGUGCCCAUCUCCAUUGAGGUCAAUGCCACACAGUUCCUGGCCUUGGUUCAGGGGAAGUAUCCUAAGGCCACCCUGUCUCUGGGCUGGACCACCUUCUAUGUGCCCCUGUUCCCAGAUAGCACCUACACCCAAGCCAUGGUGGAGAAGAUGCAGGAGCUGGUGGGAGCAUUGCCACAGAGGAUCAACUUCCCCGUGCAGGCUGUCAUGGUACGGGCUGCCUGGCCCCACUUCAGCUGGCUGCUGGGACAAUCCGACAGGUGAACACUCACAGCCCCUGCUCCUGCCAAACCCACCCCUAGGCACAGAUGCCUCCAAAAAGAUCCCAGAUGCUCAUGGCUGAAAGGGUCUUAAAGAUUCUGGUAUAUCCCCCAC